AUGUCAACCAUAGCACUGCCGACACGCAAACAUCUCGAGUUAGAGCUCAUGCAUCGGUGGACGACACGUACCUUUCGGAGCCUUGUAGGGAUACCCGAUGACAUUGAACUCUGGCAAACUCUGGCACCCAAAGACGCCCUAAAAUUCGACUUCUUAAUGGACGGCAUCUUGGCUCUUUCGGCUUUAGACAUUGCUGUUUCCCCUUGCGCAGCUGACGUCUCCGUUUACGUCCAAGCAGCUCUCCAAUAUUAUGAACAGGCCAGUGGCCAGUACCGGUGGCAACUUAGUAAUUUGACUAAAGAAAAUCAUCAGGCGGUGUUUCUCUUUGGUCUGCUGGCUGUGGCCAUCAACCUUGUCAUUCCCCAUUGUGUCUCUGACGGGCUCGAACAAACGAGCACAUUGGACCACGUUCUGGUGGCAUUUGAUCUACUUCAUGGAAUCUCGGCCAUCACGCUCAGCUGCUGGGACUGGCUCAAAGAUGGCCCAAUCACAUUUCCGUUGGAAGAAUUCCGUCGGAACCCGCUCCACCUGCUAGAUGACAACACCAAGAAGUCGAUCAAGCGUCUCCACGCUGUAAACGAAGCCCAUCGAACCCCUAACGGACAGGGGCUAGCCAAGACCUCUGAUGCUACAAGACAGCUCUUCAAGAAUUGUAUUAUCAAUCUCGAGUUCCUCUUUGCCAAAGAAAUCGAAGAUGAAAUCCGCUGUAUAUGUACAGCAUUUCCAGGGCUGUGCGGAAAGGAGUUUACGUCCGCUGUGGCGGAAUCAAAUCCCAUGGCACUUUUCAUCUUGAUGCACUGGGGAGUGCUUCUGGCACGACUCGGCCACGAUGCGUGGUGGGCGCGGCCGGCGGGCAAGAAUCUAGUCGCAGAAUUGUCCGUAUCUUUGGCUCUGCUCCAAAAUGACUACGCUCCGGAAUGGGAGGAGGGCAUUCUGUGGGCGAGAAACGAAGCUGAGCUUCAAGGCCUUGCCCAGGUGGGCGGCGUGUCCAUCCUUGUCUAAGCGUUCUCCCGGGCGACAAGCAAAGUUGUCACCCGCCAUCCAUGCAUGCCAGAAACAGCGGUUCUUGGAGUUUGUCGGAAAGAGGAGCAUUGCAAUAUUGGUGGCAUAAAUACGGCGUUAUGUACCAGGUGGCCAAUUUUAUACCACCUAGGUGAUGAACAACUCCACGCGCCUUGUCCUGAUAAUUACGAUUACGGGUAGGCAUGGUUAUACUGGGCAAUUACUUCUGCACAACAGUGGACUUUUGUAAACGAUUUUCUACAGCCGACAAGUCUACCUCAGCC
Molecule: messenger RNA, 1286 nt
Organism: Exophiala mesophila
Lineage: Eukaryota; Fungi; Ascomycota; Eurotiomycetes; Chaetothyriales; Herpotrichiellaceae
Exons: 1
Coding region: 1-1002 (333 amino acids)
Biological process (GO): regulation of transcription by RNA polymerase II
Molecular function (GO): DNA-binding transcription activator activity, RNA polymerase II-specific
Source: RefSeq, a predicted model, not a curated record